UAGAAUACCUAAUCUAGUAGAAUGGGUGUAAAGAAGAAAGGAUUAAAGAAGGAUGAAGUAGAUCCAAAGAAGAAGGAAGAGGAAAUAGAAAAGAUUAUUCAACCUCGUGAAUCAGAGGGGGAAGAGGAGGAGAAGGAGAGAGAAGAGGGAAAAUCUCGCGCUAAAUAUGAAGCACUUCUUAUUGGUUUGGAACACUUGAAUAUUACUAGGAACAUAUACAAAUCCCACAAUGUUCUGGUUCAGCAGAUGAUAGAUCGAACCAGAGAUGAGUUUCUAUGGGGAGAAUAUAUGAAAUGUGAUGGUAUGCCUGAUCCAGCCUGUGUCAAGCAGAUGAAUACUUAUCUCAGUCUUUGGGAGGAGGAUAGACAUGAGAAUAUGGAGGAUGUGAUUAAGAAGACUGAAGAGGUUCUUCCUCUCAUGAACACUAUGGAGAGGCUUAUUGAGAAUCCAGAGGAGUGGGAGGUACCUACACCAGUAGAACAGGUGACCAGGAGCCAGAGAGCAAAGGUUCAAGAGAGACAUAAAAUAUUUAACACCAUGAAGAAACUACAGAUUACAAAGUUGAACCGAGCCACGUAUGCUAUCCUCCUGGACGUAUCUCCUAUAGUAGACUCGGAGAACAACGUGCUCCAGCACUACAUCUCAUCAAACCUCGUCCAGCUGGGGCUCUGGGGGAAUGUUGUGGAAAAGAACAUGAGAGUCAAGGGAACUGAGUUUGAAAGCCUAGGGUUUAGUUUUGAGCUUCCCAGAUCUCUCAUGGGUAUUCGAGGAGCUGUCAGAGUAAUGCGGGUUGAGUAUGAUCACUACAGUAAACAAUGUCCGUCCUAUCCAACUCCUCCAAUACAUCCUGAUGACAGGGUUCUGCUCCAGGAUAGGAUACAAGCACACCUGGUUCUCUUCCAGGAGAAAGCAAGGAAAGAGGAAGAGGAAAAGAAGAAGAUUAAACUAAAAGCUGAUUUAGAAUCCAGAGCUGCCAGGGAGGCGGAGCAGGAAAGGUUACGCCUACUAGCCCAGGAUAAGAAAGGGAAAGGAAAGAAAGGUUCAGCUCCACCCCCUCCUCCAAGCAGCAGUAAACCAGGAACAAAAUCUCCCCGGGAUACCAGGAGAUCAAGUAUCAAAUCCUUGAAAUCAGAUGUUCAAGAAGUUCUGGAAAUUAUUGAGAAUGAAACUAAAGAGGAAGAGAAAGAUCCAGCAACAAAGGCUAAAGAAAAACUUCAACAAAGGAUAGAUAUGUACAAAAUCAAGAUUGAUACUCAUGAACUCAAUCUAAGGCGAAACCGUAUAAUGGCCGGAAUUAUUGUAUUUGAUAUGCUCUAUAUUCCUCCUCAACCUAAGAAAGUUGCAUCUUGGGUUAUUUGUGAGCUAGAACAUCCACAGGAGCUGAAACCCCGGCCGUGGGCAGCUGAUUAUAAACCUCCAGCCCCUGCUGAUGAAAACUCAAACGUCAAGAAAACUCCCGAGGAAAUAGAAAGAGAAAUUAAGGCUCAAGAAGCUGAGCUCCAGAAGCUACUUCAAGUUCAUUUAAAGCUUCCUUCGACUGCCCUAUGGUUCGAACCUCCAACUAUUGUGAGAUGGGACGAAGAGAAAAAUUACUGGACAAACCAAGGAUUCUAUGGAAUAAGUUUCAACGAAGGAAAACAAACCUUAUCCUUUAAAACAAUGCACUUUGGUAUCUUCGGUCUAUCUGCCUUCAGGUUCUCCAACCUACCCUUCCAGAGCUGGGAGCUUAGACCAGAGAAUCCAAACAAAGCUGUUAUUGCUCUUAGUGCUGCUGCAGUACAGGCUGAGUUUGCUAUAGAGCCUGGUCUGGUUACCCUGGUCAAAUUCUCCAGCGGAAAUAAACCCCCGGUCAAGGGAAUAAUUGAUGUUCCGAUGAAACUAAAAGAUCUGAUUAAGGAGAUGCGACAUCAAGGGGUCGAUAUAUUCCCUGACUGUGAUUCUCAUUGUUACAUCGAGGGAUUACCCCUGAAGGAUAUUCCUACUGAGAAACAUCUAUACUACUGCAUGGCACUAACAGCCAACGCGCUCAGUUUCUCCUGGUCCCGCUGGAAUCUGCUCUCCGGGUAUGAGAAGUUAAUCAUGCAGUUCAGGGAGAAGGUUCUAGGAGAACCUGAAUCUAUUCAGAAACUCCUUCUCGUUACUCCUCAUCUAACCUCGGUUCUAGAGUGCAACGAAUCCUCCCAAACAUUUAGCGAUAAGGCUGAACCUGGACUUCCAGUUUUUGCUGACCUCUACAACCUAGCCCUGGAGUACUCUAGUCCUAAAGUUAAACAACAGAUGUCUCUGGCGACACCGAUCUUUGUAGACUCAGUAUAUCAGUUUCUUCUUGCAACUCUGGUUCUCUCUUAUGCUUAAAACUCGAUAUUUUCUAUAAUUUUAUUAAUUAUCAUUUUCCUUCGUUUAAAGACAGUUUGUACUUACAUUAUAAUUACAAUAAAAUCAAACUAAAUUA
This is a messenger RNA of Eurytemora carolleeae, 2452 nucleotides long. Its product is annotated as axonemal 84 kDa protein. The transcript is spliced from 21 exons. Bases 22 to 2355 code for a protein of 777 amino acids. The record is from RefSeq and is a predicted model, not a curated record. Gene Ontology annotation, cellular component: axoneme. Lineage: Eukaryota; Metazoa; Arthropoda; Copepoda; Calanoida; Temoridae. Gene Ontology annotation, molecular function: beta-tubulin binding; microtubule binding.